Drosophila ananassae is the source of this 990-nucleotide messenger RNA. Its product is annotated as thymidylate kinase. Gene Ontology annotation, cellular component: cytosol; nucleus; cytoplasm. Gene Ontology annotation, molecular function: dTMP kinase activity; ATP binding. Lineage: Eukaryota; Metazoa; Arthropoda; Insecta; Diptera; Drosophilidae. The transcript has 3 exons. The record is from RefSeq and is a predicted model, not a curated record. Bases 169 to 804 code for a protein of 211 amino acids. Gene Ontology annotation, biological process: dTDP biosynthetic process; dTTP biosynthetic process; dUDP biosynthetic process.
UACUUCUUUGGUUUAAUAUUAUUUAAUGUAUUCAAGCAAUUAAUUUAAUAAAUUUUAAAAAUUUCCCUCUUUUAGUACAACUGCCUCUAUGGGAAAUUAAUUUGGCGGCUAAAAUGCGGUCAUACCUAAAAAUGCAUAAACCGCAAAAAUUGCAAUUUGUUUCGCAAAAUGGGCCCUAUUAAGCGUGGAGCGCUUAUUGUUUUUGAAGGAUGCGAUCGCAGUGGAAAGAGCACACAAAGCCGUCGGCUGGCUGAACUCCUCAAAUCGAGAGGCAUACCUACAGAGUCCCUAAACUUUCCGGAUCGGAGUACAGACAUUGGUCAGGUCAUUAACAGUUAUCUGACCAACAGCAAGGACCUGCAGGAUGAGGUGAUCCACCUCCUAUUCUCCGUCAACCGCUGGGAGCUCAUGGGAAAGUUGAGACAGAAACUUCUUGCCGGCACGACCCUUAUUGUGGAUCGUUACUCCUAUUCUGGAGUGGCCUAUAGCGUGGCCAAGGGAAUGGAUUUUGAUUGGUGUUAUGCACCGGAAAGAGGUCUUAUUAAACCGGACGCAGUUUUCUACCUUCGAGCUGUACCUGACAGACUCGCAGAGCGCAGUGAAUUCGGCGAGGAGCGCUACGAGAAAGUUGAAUUUCAAAGCCGCGUUUCAGCAGUUUACGAUCGUAUUUUCUCGAAUGAGUCAACCUAUUGGCACCAGUUGGAUGCAAGUGUAACAGCGGAUGAAUUGCACUUCCUGAUAGCUGAAAUUGCGGAGAAACUCCUCCCGAAAGUGACUACCCAGCCCCUGGACAAGUUGUCAUAGCCAAGCGCUGAACACGGUCAUUUAUUAGCCUGGAUUUACGUUGAUUUAUGCAAUACACGUACGCUUGUAAUAAAUGUUUUAAAUGCCCAUUGUUUUGCUGGCUGCGCUUAAUUUUUAAUUUACGAUAAGGAUAAAAAGCAAUAAAUAAAGCCAUCGGCAGCGAAGGUCGUUAGGUGUUGAACGAAA